GCUAGAUUGGCUGGGGUAAAACUUGUGGGCCAUAUCGUCUCACUCCAAAUGGUUCAGAAUUGCGAUUCUCUUAAAUUUCAUAUUACUUGAAAUUAUGAGUUCCGUAGGUUGGGAGAAUUUACAAACACUGUGUCCGGCUUGUUGGACUGUUUAUUUUGAAUAUUGAAAGGUUUAAUUAUCAAUGCAAUAUUUUCUUAUCUUAUCAGCAAGAAUGAAGCUGUUUUAUUUUACUCACUGGGAAAAGUGUUAUGUAAAUUCUCAUCACUCAAUGACAGCUAGAACCAAUGAUCUUGUUAGAAGAAAUUCCAAUUUGAACCGAUUUUGGAGAGAAAUUGUUAAAACCCGCAGUAGACCCAUCUUCAAACAGUGAAUGUUGAUCUGUUACACUCACGAUUUUCUCCAUAUGUUCGUGCUGUGUGUGUAUAAAAAAAUCUCAAAUUAGAAAAAGACUAACACUGAAUGUGUGUUUCACCCACCUUGACCCACCCCACCCCCCCGAAAAAUGACAAUAAAACGUGGUGUUUCCGAUUCACUCAUGAAUUUUCACGUGAAUGGAGUAAUGUCGACUUUUAUUCUGGGUAGCAGCUAGCUCGGGUUUGUAGACUCACCUAGCAAAAGUCUUCUUAUUUCUGAUAUUAUAUUUAAUAUGAUUUUUUUCUUCGCUAGCCAAGUGCCUUAACAGGAAUUUUUAAUUAAAAGUAAUUAAUACAGAUGAUGUAAUGCCUAACACCACAUGUUAGAAUCUCCCUUUCUAUCACUGAUUAUAAUUCCUGAUAAAAGCAACUUUGCCGAAACGUAAAAUUAGAUAAUUUUUUUUUAAAAGAAGGUCUUAUUUUCAGUUGAGUCUGGGCUGUUUUUCUUUUUUGGUCAUUUUUUUUUUCAGGCUAGACGUUCUUAUAAAAAAAGAGUGUAUACCUAGUGGUAGAUUUUUUUAAAUUUCUGUAUAUUCACUAGAAAUUCUUGCAGAGUUUGCUGUCUCGGACGAAUCUUAUGAGCUUUUAACGAAUAGAAUCCAAGAUGGCUAUGUUCACGAUGAUUUUUCUCAUUUUAUUAAAGGUCGCUCUAUUUUGCGUAAAUUCUAUUUUGUUUUUUAUUCUCAAUGAGUUCGAUCUAAAACUUGACUACAAUUAAGUAUUUUUAAAUUGAAAGAACUUUAUGAAAAUACCCUUUUCUAAAUUAAAACAGUUACCUUUAUCGGCAAUUAUAUCAAACAUGUGAAGUUUUUCAUUACUUUAAAAUAUCACCGACGAUAAGAACUGAUUUUAUUGCCAUAUGGUGCUUGUUUUACUAUCAGCGGUUAAACAAAUUGAUUCAGAUCUGGGUAAUAACUUUUACCGUUAUAUCCCAUCUGGAUAUUAAAAGUCCCCUUCAGCGUUUCCUUGCACUUACCAAGACCACUGAUGUCAACCAUCACAAGUGACGAAGCUAGCUUUUCCUUUUACUCCAUUAUUUCUUUGUAUUUGGUGGACUAUGGAUGGCAACGUCUCUUCAACCAUGACUUCUCAUCUAAUCAUGGCCGGGACCUUCUCUUUUUGUUUUAUGGGAGUUGCACUUAUUUUUCUCAACGCCUUAACCAUUUUGACCUUCCUUGUCCACAGAAAUUUGCGAAAACGGAGUGUUUUUCUCCCUUUAAGCCUUUGCUUCGCGGAUAUGCUUGUCGGUGUCACGUCGUUAAAGCACGGUUCUGGGUUAACACACUUCAAAAACCUUACCAGCUUACUGAAACAUUUCAAGUCGCCAAAUUCGAUGACAACGUUCGACAAUUUUACUGCGACGGCAUCUCUCGCCGGCCUAACAAUAAUUGCCAUUGAACGGAUGCAUGCAACGGUGUGGCCGGUUCGACAUCGCAAUCUAAAUAACCAUCCAUACUUUUUUGCCAUUACGCUACAAUGGGCGUUUGCAGUGGCAUUAACCAUCAUUUACACCGAAUCUAUCUGGGUCUACUUUUUAAUUGCUAUGGCUGCUUUUGCGGUAGGCAUUCUUGUUAUUUCUUUUUCGUAUAUUUUAAUCUUCGUCACUGUAAAGCAUCAAAACGCACAGUUCCAAGGUCACUCGACGUUGGCCCAGCAGCGCGAAAGAGAACUUGCAAAGACGUUGUUUAUCGUCACUGUUCUGUCCCUUACCACCUGGGCACCCGAUAUGCUGUGGUUUUUCUUUCAAAGAACAGCCGAGAAGACGGAGAGUUUGCUUUUCGUAGCAGCGCUUAGUUUAGUGUUCAAUUUAGUGCGCUACUUCAACUCUCUCAUCAAUCCUUGUAUUUACAUGCUAAGGAUGAAGGCGUUUAGACGAGCGUUCGUCAAAUUGCUGUGCAGACGCAAUAAUAACAUUCUCCCAUCUGAAUCCAGAGGGCCCUGGAGGACUACUCCCCCAGGUAAUAGUCACAGGUUUUGUUGAGAACAUGAAUAAUGGGUGUGGCAAUAUAGAUUUUGGCCCCUAAGAUAUGAACAAAUGGGUGUGGCAAUAUAGAUUUUGGACCCUAAGAUAUAAACAAAUGGGUGUGGUAAUAUAGAUUUUGACCCCUAAGAUAUAAACAAAUGGGUGUGACUAUAUAGAUUUUGACCCCUAAGAUAUGAACAAAUGGGUGUGGCAAUAUAGAUGUUGACCCCUAAGAUAUGAACAAAUGGGUGUGGCAAGAUAGAUUUUGACCCCUGAAAGAUAUGAACAAAUGGGUGUGGCUAUAUAGAUGUUGGCCCCUAAGAUAUGAACAAAUGGGUGUGGUAAUAUAGAUUUUGACCCCUAAGAUAUGAACAAAUGGGUGUGGCAAUAUAAAUGUUGGCCCCUAAGAUAUGAACAAAUGGGUGUGGCAAUAUAGAUGUUGGCCCCUAAGAUAUGAACAAAUGGGUGUGGCAAUAUAGAUGUUGGCCCCUAAGAUAUGAACAAAUGGGUGUGGCCAACAUAGCCUCAUUCCCUGGCUUCUAUUGGCUGAGCGGCUUGUCGGCUAAUGACGUCACUUUUGAUUUCACGCUCGCCUUGGAGCAUGGCAAAUCGAUGUGUCUAUGGCCUUGUUUGGAGCGAUGUUGCGAUGUCUAUGGCAUAGAGAAACCGGGAGAACACGUUAUCCGAGCGUUUCAGCAUAAAAUCAGUCAAGUACAGCACGAAUCCACACAUAUUUCACUACUACUGAGAUUAUUUACUUAUCUGAGCCUGGUUUUGGUAGAUUCUCGAAGUGAAAGAGUAAAUUUAACGUGAUAUUUUCAAGAACCGUAGACCACGUAAUCGGGCGGCCAAUCAGAAACCUUCAAACGACGUAAGGAUAGCAUAGAUAAACUGUAAAAUUUAGAUAAAAUGAAUUUUAGGAACCACCCUAAAAUUGACAUAUUUUUUAUUAAAGAUUUCUUCAUUACA
Messenger RNA from Nematostella vectensis (starlet sea anemone), 3345 nucleotides. RefSeq names its product octopamine receptor beta-1R-like. The transcript has a single exon. Gene Ontology annotation, cellular component: membrane. NCBI's taxonomy places the organism in Eukaryota, Metazoa, Cnidaria, Anthozoa, Actiniaria, Edwardsiidae. Gene Ontology annotation, molecular function: G protein-coupled receptor activity. Bases 1471 to 2394 code for a protein of 307 amino acids. The record is from RefSeq and is a predicted model, not a curated record. Gene Ontology annotation, biological process: G protein-coupled receptor signaling pathway.